Messenger RNA from Oryzias latipes (Japanese medaka), 2859 nucleotides. It is a transcript of the gene sstr5, whose product is annotated as somatostatin-like receptor F_48D10.1. Gene Ontology annotation, biological process: neuropeptide signaling pathway; cellular response to glucocorticoid stimulus; regulation of insulin secretion. Gene Ontology annotation, molecular function: neuropeptide binding; somatostatin receptor activity. Gene Ontology annotation, cellular component: plasma membrane; neuron projection. The record is from RefSeq and is a predicted model, not a curated record. NCBI's taxonomy places the organism in Eukaryota, Metazoa, Chordata, Actinopteri, Beloniformes, Adrianichthyidae.
UCUCUUCACUCACGUGAAUGACACAAAAGCUGCGCGAGCCUAAAGUUUGAUGCAGAUCUUUGCAGAUCAUCCAUCGCAGCUUUUAAGAUUAUCGUGAUGCCGUCAACAGUUAACGUUUCUUUGCACAUUUGGACCAGAACAGAUGAGGACCUCCGCGCGCUCCUAUGCCUCCCUGCAGCAGUUUAAGUUAAGCUGCAGAACCGCUCGUGAGCAGAGAGGACACCGGAGGUGAAGUCUGUAUCUUUGGACGCGCUGGCACAGGUUGACGCACGAACGUCCACGCGAUUUACGGAGCAGCUCGGCAGAUCUUCCUGUUGUGAUACCUGGAGCGUGACCACAUGCGUGGAUUCAUCUACUUAACCGGAGCUGGACCCUAAAGCGUCUGAGAGUCAGACAAACCUGUUGACUUCACAUAGAAUUAAAUUUUUGUCUCUAGGCUUAAUUGCGUUUCAAGCCUGGUGGAAGUUUUGUUCAGGGACAUUGUGACCUAUCAUCUUGGGAUUUGAGCCCCUGACCAGCUGAUUGGGAUGCAGCUGAACCUAAAAAGCUGGACUUAAAUCUGCAUUGGACUUCAUGAUGGAACCUCAGAACUGGUAUACCUUCCCAGAGCUGAAUUCCUCUGAAACCACUGCCACUCCCUUUCUCUACUCCAGCCAUCUCCCCCCAAGCCUCUCCUCCAAUUUGUCCACUCAGACCAUCCCCUUUCAGGGCAGUAGCACCGUGGUGACAGCCAUCAUCUCCCUCACAGUCUUUAUGUUUGGAAUGACUGGAAACACACUGGCCAUCUACGUGGUGCUCCGCUAUGCCAAGAUGAAGACCGUCACCAACAUCUACAUCCUCAACCUGGCAGUUGCAGAUGAGCUGUAUAUCAUUGGGCUCCCCUUCCUCACCACACAGAACGUGCUCUCCUAUUGGCCGUUUGGUUCCUUCUUGUGCCGUAUUGUCAUGACCGCAGACUCUAUGAACCAGUUCACAUCCAUCUUCUGUCUCACAGUCAUGUCCAUGGACCGUUACCUGGCAGUGGUCCAUCCAAUCCGCAGCACCAAGUGGAGACACCCCCGCGUGGCCAAAUUGGUGAGCGCAGCGAUGUGGGCUGUGUCCUUUGUGGUGGUCCUACCAGUGGUCAUCUUCUCUGAUGUACAGGACACUUUCAACUCCUGUAACAUGAUCUGGCCGGAGCCAAAGGAUGUGUGGUCGACAGCCUUCAUCAUCUAUACCUCUACAGUGGGCUUCUUCGGACCACUGGUCAUCAUCUGCCUCUGUUAUUUGCUGAUCAUAGUGAAGGUGAAGUCAUCUGGGGCGCGGGUUGGCUUUGCUAAACGCCGCCGUUCAGAGCGAAAGGUGACCCGGAUGGUGGUGGUGAUUGUGGUCGUUUUUGUGCUCUGCUGGUUGCCAUUCUUCAUCAUCAACAUGGUCAACCUGGUGGUCAUCAUACCAGAGUCUAGCAGCACUGCUGGGAUCUACUUCUUUGCUGUGAUCUUGUCCUAUGCCAACUCAUGUGCCAACCCGCUGCUGUACGGCUUCCUGUCAGACAACUUCAAGCAGAGCUUCAGAAAGGUGCUGUGUGUAAGGAGCCUGCGGUGCACUGUCAGUGGCGUGGAUGAUGGCGAUCCCAGUGCCCCUCGCACAGAGAAAAGCACAGCUCAGGACUGCAUCUUGCUUUCCCCACAGAAUGAGGUGCACUGCCAUCUCCAGAACAGCCAGAUCUGUCCUCAACAUACCGACUCACCACCCCCUCAUACAGCUGCAGACCUGCACCACCCAUCCAAGCCCUGUCAGAUUCUGUCCGUCUGCACAGGACCUACAACCAUGCUGACCUCAGCAGAAUGUGUACCAGAAACAUCUAGUCAGGGCUCUGACCAGCAGCCCCCACCCCAUUGGCCCUUGGGUCCACUGGAGCAGCAGUCUGGAUCUUAGAUGUGCAGAGGUGCUGAGGAAGACCACAUCAUCUGAUGGAUAACCAAACUUUGAAUAUAUUAUAAUCUGAAACAUUAUGUCUGGCUUCCAUCUCCUGUAAGGCUGAAGAACCCAUCAUAACAAAGAUUCUUGUAACUAGUCAAAUAGAAAUUGACGAUACAAACCUUGUGUUCAUAGGGGCAGUGGGUCAGGAAGAAGCACAACUUAAAUGGGUUAUACUAAAAGAAAAAGGUGUAAUGUACAACUGGCAUGGGUAAAAGAUAUCCCAGAUAAACACUCAGUUAUGUUACAUCUACAAGAAAGCCUGUUUAUAGCAUUAGAGGUCAGAAACAUAAGUCACACAAUGCAUCAGUUUUAAGGAUUUCUAUUACUUAAGUAAAACAUUAAAGGGGAGGACAGUAGGUAGUUACCAAGGUCAAGCUGAAGAAAGGACUAAAACAGACCAAACUAUCCUGCACACCUGGAUUUUGACUAAGGGUGGUGAAAAAGAAGGAACAUGGCUCACCAGAUAAAACUUUGUUUUCAGGGAGGAAGAGAGAAGCCCUGCUUCAGCAUCACUGACAAAAUGUUUAAAAAUGCCUGAACAAGAUAGAAAUGAAUCAAAGACCAGAUUCUAGAGUUCAUUCAAAAAUAAAACAAGGAUAAAAAUGAUAACGUUUCAGCUCUUAACCGUAAAGCCUUAGUCACUUUGUUAUCUGUAGGGUCAACCCACAUGGGGGGUGCUGCAGGUUUUUGGGUUGUAAAGGCCCAUAGAGGGUUGUAGAGAGGAAGGUCAGCAAUAUUAGGGGUCUUUUGCAGUUGCCCUGAGGGCCACCUCAUGAAAGUUGAACGUAGGAUGGUCGUGUGUGCGAUCGCGAUGUAGUUGUAAUGAUAAUGGAAGUUACACGUUCUUAUGACAUACAUGACAAUGUGAACAGCACAAACAGGCUUCCUGCGCAUUGA